AUGACCAAGUUGCCCGCUCUGGAAGCUACAGAAAUACUCAAUCUCUUGGCCCGGAAGAUGACCGGUACUCAGAAGGGCCUCGCGAAUCAUUGGGAGUUUCACCCCACAGACCAUGACUUCAUACGGCGAUUUCCCGAUAUCGUCCAACAACAAUCAGCCGCCUGGGAAAUGCGCAUUCGCCAACUGUGUGUCCAAUUAAAACUUGAACACCUGGUAUCCGACGGUGCCCGCCGUCGUCGUCGUGGUUCCGGCCGUCUGUCCUCAGAAAGUGGCUCUGAAGCAGAAUAUGACAUUCCAUCCCUGGUGUCAGGUGUGCACGUGUCUGGUGGUACUAACAAACGACGCAGACGCCAACUCAGUUUAUCUCAGGCCGACAGCAGCAGCAGCGGCGGUCGCGAAAUGGAUGGAUCGGCCGGGAAAGAACCACCACGGAAACGCGCUCGGACCCAAAGUUUAUCAGUUGCUGCUCUUAAUUCCACCCCACCAAAUGAGGUCCCGAAUUUAGACACAAAUAACAACGAGAUUUCCCGAAUUCCAGCGGUUCCUGCGUUUUCAAAGCCAAUGAGUCCUCCCAUACGGCCCCCGCUUACCGCUGUUGGAGCUGCAACAACACCAGUAAUGAAAACAUCAUCACCGCCGUUGAAACCAAUCAGUUCACCCCCACCACCUUCCACAGAGCCGAACAACGUGCCCGCCCCUUUCAUGGUAAAAGCGGAGCCACCUGGCUCACCAGCCCGCAAUGAUAGUCCACUACACAACAAUGAGCCGUCUCCUAAAGACGACAAUUCCAAUCUCCUCACCGCGCAUUCCAACGCAAUGACUCCAAAGUUGGAAUCCGAAGUUCAGUCUGAUCCCUCCAGAACAAGUCUCGUUAACCUGAUCCGGGACAUGGUUCGCACGCGACCGAUUGUUGGGCUUAACGAAGUUAUCAAGCGCAUCCAGCAAACUAUCGGAUUAGAGUUAUUACAAGCUCGGAACAUUCUACCCGGAUCGGAAGCCGAACGAGAACUUCUCACAACCUGGAUCUUGGAAUCUCUAGCAGAUGCGGAUGCGCGACAAAUUAACGUUCCUUGGCCUACCAUACCAACCGCUUUGCCUCAGGACGUCCUGAUCACAGCUAUUGUAGGCGGCACAGAAUGCGGUGCCGUGUCGGAGGUGACGCAAAAGCUGCGUGGUGUCAUUCUCGAGCUGUUCGAAUCGUGUUCCAGUGUUCGUAUCAAAGAGGUUCAAGACAAAUUGGAUCAACUUACCGAGGUCGCGCUGCCUAAAAAGUCUAUUUAUGCCAUGCUCAAGCAAUAUUGUGUCUUCCGACACAACCGCUAUUUUCUUCGACUAACCGUUUCCGAGUGA
Echinostoma caproni is the source of this 1350-nucleotide messenger RNA. The record is from the annotation of a GenBank genome assembly. NCBI's taxonomy places the organism in Eukaryota, Metazoa, Platyhelminthes, Trematoda, Plagiorchiida, Echinostomatidae.